UUAAUGAUAGUUGUUUGUUGUCGUAUCCUAUCCAAGUGGAGAAGAUGCAGCCCCCAUAUUUCCAAACCAGCAAUGGCCAUGGUUUAUGAAUAAUUCUCAAAUCCAGUCAGUGACAAAGUUCUAUAAAUAGCUACAACUUAAUUCACAUUAUCUCAAACCCAUACCAAAAAACAAUAUCACAACAAUCAGUAAAGUAUGAAACUAACAGCACUAAAUACCUUCACAUUCCUCUUCAUAAUAUCUUUCCUAUUUGCAAAUGUCUCCGGCGGCUGGUUCACGGGCUUGGCACCAGCAAUUGAAUCAAUAUUCAAAACCAAAAUCCCUUCCUCUAUUGCACGAGUCAUUCCAGGUAAAUCAAACCUCGACAAAGGUAUGUUUGUAAAAGGUAAACUCGGCGACAUAUCUGAUGUGAAUGACUACUUAGAGAAAUACGGAUACUUAAACUCUUCCACUUCCAAUCCAAAUUCCAUUGAUGAAUCUUCAUUAAUCCAAUAUCAGAAAUUUUUUAACCUCACUCCUACAGGCCAGUUUGAUAAUAAUACAUAUAACAUCCUGACAAAGCCACGUUGCGGUGUUGCUGACAUCGUCAACGAAACGUCCUCGUUUAAACCAUGGUGGACUGGGAAUGAAUUAAAAUACGGUUUUCACCCGAAGAAUAAGGUUUCAAACAACGUUAAGUCUUUGUUUCAAGAUGCGUUUAACCGUUGGUCUAAUGUAACAGGUUUGAACUUCACAGAGACGGUGGUAUUUAAUAAGUCGAAUAUUCGUAUAGGGUUUUUGAAUUUUGAUGGAAAAGGUGGAAUGGUUGGAGGAUCUUAUAUAAACAACAAUAAUAAUGUUGGGAUUAUGUUUUUUGAUUUAAAAGAACAGUGGGUGAAUAAGAGUGAUAUUAAAAAGGAUGAAGUUGAUUUGGAAUCAGCUGUGAUGCAUCAAAUUGGCCAUUUAUUAGGGUUGGAACAUUCUUCUGUGGAAGAGUCUAUUAUGUAUCCGAUUGUGUUGCCGAAACAGAAGAUUGAGUUGGUGAAUGAUGAUGACUUGAAGAAGAUUCAGCAAAUAUAUGAUGUCAAAAAUGUCAAGAAUGGUGCAUCAGAUUCAAAUGUCAAAACUGAUGCAUCCGGUUCAAGUUGGUCAGUGGGUUUUUGGCCAUUAGGCUUCUUUGGGUUUGUUGUAUGUUUCGUGGGGUUAAUGUGAAAUUAGAAGCUACAACUAGUAGUCAAUAAAUGUUGGAUAUGGAACAUUGUAAAAUUGUUUCUUUUUCAGUUUGUGGAUAUGGGCAUUUGAAUUGUUGAUGGCUUUUGACGAAUUCAAAGUAUAAUGUUUUAGUUUUGUUAAAAA
This is a messenger RNA of Vicia villosa (hairy vetch), 1335 nucleotides long. Its product is annotated as metalloendoproteinase 1-like. Gene Ontology annotation, molecular function: metalloendopeptidase activity; zinc ion binding. Gene Ontology annotation, biological process: collagen catabolic process; extracellular matrix organization; proteolysis. The record is from RefSeq and is a predicted model, not a curated record. NCBI's taxonomy places the organism in Eukaryota, Viridiplantae, Streptophyta, Magnoliopsida, Fabales, Fabaceae. The transcript has a single exon. Gene Ontology annotation, cellular component: extracellular matrix. Bases 196 to 1191 code for a protein of 331 amino acids.